Molecule: messenger RNA, 1856 nt
Organism: Saprolegnia parasitica CBS 223.65
Lineage: Eukaryota; Oomycota; Saprolegniomycetes; Saprolegniales; Saprolegniaceae
Exons: 1
Coding region: 17-1825 (602 amino acids)
Biological process (GO): glycolytic process; glucose metabolic process
Molecular function (GO): NAD binding; triose-phosphate isomerase activity; NADP binding
Source: RefSeq, a predicted model, not a curated record
GAAAUUGCCCUUCGCCAUGCAAGCCGCCCAGAGCUCCCGCCGCUUCUUCAGCGCCCACGCGCGCAAGUUCUUUGUCGGCGGCAACUGGAAGUGCAACGGGUCGCUCAGCCAGACGCAGGCGCUCGUCGACACCCUCAACACGGCCACGAUCCCCAAGAACGUCGAGGUCGUCGUCGCGCCCGCCUCGAUCCACGCGCUCACGGUCAAGUCCAAGCUCCGCGCUGACAUUGGCGUCUCGGGCCAGGACACGUGGAGCCAGGGCAACGGCGCUUUCACGGGCGAGGUCUCGCCCGAGAUGCUCAAGGAUGCUGGCAUCAACUACGCCAUCAUUGGCCACUCGGAGCGCCGCCAGAAGGGCGAGUCCAACGACGAGGUCGCCAAGAAGGCCGGCUACGCGCUCAGCAAGGGCGUCUCGGUCAUCGCCUGCAUUGGCGAGACCAAGGCCGAGCGUGAGGGCCAGCAGACGAUGCAGGUCGUGACGGCGCAGCUCGCCGCGUACGCCAAGCACAUCUCGGACUGGUCGAACGUCGUCAUCGCGUACGAGCCGGUCUGGGCCAUCGGCACAGGCUUGACUGCCAGCCCCGAGCAGGCGCAGGACGUCCACGCCGGCAUCCGCGCGUGGCUCAAGGACCACGUCUCGGCCGCCGCCGCCGACGCGACGCGCGUCAUUUACGGCGGGUCGGUCACGGCCUCGAACGCGUCCGAGCUCUCGAAGAAGGCCGACAUUGACGGCUUCCUCGUCGGCGGCGCGUCGCUCAAGCCCGACUUCCUCAACAUCAUCAACUGCCAGAACGACGCGGCCAAGAGCGUCGGCGGCCCCGUCAACGUGGCCAUCAACGGCUUUGGCCGCAUUGGCCGCCUCGUGCUCCGCGCCGCGGAGAAGAACCCGCUCCUCAACGUUGUCGCGGUCAACGACCCGUUCAUCCCGACCGAGUACAUGGAGUACAUGCUCAAGCAUGACACGGUCCACGGCCUCUUUGACGGCACGGUGCGCCACGAGGGCGACCACAUCAUUGUCAACGACCGCAAGAUCCGCGUCUUUGGUGAGAAGGACCCCAAGGCCAUUCAGUGGGGCGCCGCCGAAGCCGAGUACGUGGUCGAGUCGACGGGCGCGUUCACGACGCUCGAGAAGGCGUCGGCGCACUUGGUCAACGGCCCGCGCAAGGUCGUCAUCUCGGCCCCGUCCGCCGACGCGCCGAUGUUUGUCAUGGGCGUCAACCACGAGCAGUACGACCGCAGCAUGCACGUGGUCUCGAACGCGUCGUGCACAACCAACUGCCUCGCGCCGCUCGCCAAGGUCGUCAACGACAAGUUUGGCAUCGUGGAGGGCCUCAUGACGACGGUCCACGCCGUGACGGCCACGCAGCUCACGGUCGACGGCCCGUCCAAGAAGGACUGGCGCGGCGGCCGCGCGGCGUGCUUCAACAUCAUCCCGAGCUCGACGGGCGCCGCCAAGGCUGUCGGCAAGGUCAUCCCCGAGCUCAACGGCAAGUUGACGGGCAUGUCGUUCCGCGUGCCGACGGCCAACGUCUCGGUCGUCGACUUGACGGUCCGCCUCCGCAACAAGGCCUCGUACGAGGAGAUCAAGGCGGCGAUCAAGCACGCCAGCGAGCACGAGCUCCGGGGCAUCCUUGGCUACACGGACUCGGCGGUCGUCUCGAGCGACUUUAUCUCGGACCCGCGCUCGUCGAUCUUUGACGCGGACGCCGGCAUCGCGCUCACGGACGACUUUGUCAAGCUCGUGUCGUGGUACGACAACGAGUGGGGCUACUCGAACCGCGUCCUCGACCUCAUCACGCACAUGGUCCACACCGAGCGCCAGUAAGCGCAUUGUAGUCUAGUAAUGUAAUAGCACC